GCCGGGGGAGUGCGGUUACUUGUGGAAACACAGUGAGCCGUCGACAAUGUUUUGGUUGGUGUUAAGCAUAUCGUUGGGACUGACUACCGCCGGUAAGAUAAAUUAAUGCGCCUUAAAAAAAAAUGACAGGAACUAUUUGACGUGUGAUUGAGUAAAUUGAUCUUUUAAAGUUAAUUGUGUAUGCUUUAUUUAAUACAUUAAUACAUUUAUAUAUAUUUUUAACGGUCGAAAAAAAAAAUAAUAAAAAAUAAAUAGAACUAUUCAAUUUUAUUUGACGGAUAUUUUUUGAGUGUUUGAUUUCUUACCAGAGCGUACCUUUGAAUGAGAUCUGCGAAUGCUCGUUCUCAAAGUUAUAACAGAACAUUUUAUUGAUUUAAAACAAUAGUUUUAUUGAUACCUUUUUUUUUUUUACAGCUUCCAGAACAUGCUACGGUGACAUUUCACAACUGUCACCAACUGGGCGCAAACCUGGAGGUGAGAAACCGCUAAAUAUUGUGUCACAAUCACUGAAAUGUGACACUUUGAUGAGAGCAACUUUGAUUUUAUGUUUCGCAUUGGAACUAUUUUUAAUAAUUUAUGUUUGGUAGAAGUGGAAUUUAGACCGAAGGUAUUUCUUAAAAUCAGGCAGCUCAAGCAAGGGCGCACCUGAGCUGAGGCAAGGGCGCACCUGAGCUGAGGCAAGGGCGCACCUGAGCUGAGGCAAGGGCGCACCUGAGCUGAGGCAAGGGCGCACCUGAGCUGAGGCAAGGGCGCACCUGAGCUGGAGCCAUUAGUUCAGUGUAGAUCGAAUGAUAACAUUAAGUUUGGGGAUGGAAUACAUAAAUGUGCGACUUGGUUAGGACUGCUAUUUGCAGGCCGUUAUAUUGCUGUGUCCUAGUUAGGACUGCUAGUUGCAGGCCGUCAUAUUGCUGUGUCCUAGUUAGGACUGCUAUUUGCAGGAUGCUGGUAGCACUAUCUUUUGUGAAACGCCAGAGUUAAAGAACUAUGAACAUUGUAAUCUAAAUAUAGUCUUUAAUAAAUUUAUCUUUAUCCUUCUUUCUGUGGUAUUAAUGUUAUAGGAGUUUUGAUUUAAAUGUAUAAUGAUGCCUAUUUCUAUAACAUUAAUUAACUAAUUGGGAAUAGGGUAUUUCAUUUAGGUCAAGACAAAAUCAUUAUAAAGUGUAAUCACAUUUUCCCAUACUAUUUCCAAUACUUUGAUGACCUUUUGCUCAAAUGUUAAGAAAUAAAGCUGAUUUUAAAUUUGUUUUAAAUUUAGUUCAAUUCCAUGACACUUUUUCAGUCAAUUUCGGAAUUCCAAUAUUAACAUUCAUUCAAAUGUUGAUGUUCAUGCUUGUCAUUCAACCAUGAUUAUUGUUUCUUACAUCCUACUUGCUGAGAAUGGCUCUAACUCACUUUUCGACUCAACAGGUGUGUCUGCAUCCAACUCGGCUGUCCAGAGUGACCUGUCCGCACUGAACGCGCAAAGGAGCUGUUACCAGGCGUCUGCCGACAAGAACUGUACGAUUUUACCUUAGCGACUCCUUAGUUUCCAAAGUUAAACGAACGGUCAAAUAAAAAAAAACAAAAACCAAAGUCAAACUAAAUGACCUAUUAUGAGACUUAAUUUCAAGACUAUUUUAUUUAUUAACAUGAUUCCCCCAACUUGAGAAUGGCCGAAAAUGGUUUUCUGAUUUAGGCCGAAACCGAAACCAGGCCAAAAUUUUAAAAUAUCUUUCGACCGAAACCGAAGCCGAAAUUCAGUCGGUCUCUUCCCCCAACCAGGAGUAGACAAGAAAUUAAGAAAUACUCCACCUUUUUAAAACCGUAAUCAAAACAAGUUGAUUUUUCUUCUCCUCGUCUUUGAUUUCCCAGGUGUCCAGGCCUCUGUGAUUGCCGCCAUCGCCAGCAGAGAAUCGAACGGCGGAAAAGGCCUUAACAGUGGCUAUGGAGACGGUAGGAAAGCCUGGGGCAUCAUGCAGGUGAGUUAUGGAUCAUGAAGGGUUGAGUAACUUUCAUUACAUUUGUGUGGCAGAUCCACAAUUUCUCUACUCAAACAAUGUAAGUAAAAAUAGCGUCGCAUUUAGAAUAAAACAGCUAAGUAAUUUCAAACCAACCUAUCAAAUUCACGUCUGCAAGUUUGGUUUGAAACUUACUCAAAAUCGCGGAAGAUGGGAACUAGGCGAAAUCUAGGCCUUAAUUUAAAGUAAAACUAUAAGUUAAAAUAUUUUAUGUUUUAUUUCAUAACACAACUCCUUAUAAGAAAUCAAACAAUGAUAUAUCCUUAUAUAACAAUUUAUAACAUAACCAAAUAAAUAAGCAUGUUUUAAAUUAAUCUAAACAUAUUCGCAUAUAUUAGUGGUUCUCAACCUUCCUAACGCCUCGACCCUUUAAUACAGCUCCUCAUGUUGUGGUGACCAACAAACAUAAAAUUAUUUUCGUUGCUACUUCAUAAAUAACUGUCUUCCGAUGGUCUUAGGCGACCCCUAUGUGAGGGCCGUUCGACACUCGAAGGGGUCACGACCCACAGGUUGAGAACCACUAGUAUAUGUGUUUUAUAAAACUAAUCUUUGAAUACAGAUUAUUCCACCUAUAACUAAAUACAGCCCACCACCGCCGCAAGUCACAAUUUCAUUCAAGACGCAGUCAGACAUUCCCCGUUGUACAUUUUAAGACUUUUCUUCUUUUUUGUCCAGUGUGACAUCGCGAAGUCUGGUCUUCCUUGCACUUCCGUGCCGUGGAACAGUUGUGAACACAUUGAGAUGAUGGUCAGCCGGAAGUUGGUGCCUGAUAUCAAAACAGUGAGUAGGCCAACCAAAUAUCCUCAAAUUCUGCAUUGUUAGUAGUCAUUGAAACCAAAAUGCAACGUUUGAUGUACGAUACUAUUAGAUGGGUUUUAAUUAAAAUUUCACAUGUCUAUCUCGAUACCGUAGAUAAAAGAUUGAAAUACAGAAAAAUAUUGAAAUUAAAAUAAAAUUAUUAAAAAUAAUUAAAUAGCAAUAUUAGAAUGAAGGAGCAAAAAAAAAAUAAAAAAAAAAUAAAGAUUUAUCAUUUUAAAUUUUGCCACGAAAUCCAUGGGGAUUUGUUAGAAAUAUUUCACUCAGGUACUUUCACUUCACCUUCACUUUCUAUCUCAUGUCAAUAUAUCGCCCAUUAACUCAUUGCAUAAACAAAUCAAUAAUGAUUGCUCCGUGUGAUUGAAUGUUUAGAUCGCUCGAAGACUCUCAAGCUGGUCGCCGAGUCAGACCCUGCAAGGUAGGGACAGUUUUUAUUUGAACAUAUCAGAUCAAUGCAGUAUCCACAAACUAUAUCAGAGCCAAGCAGUAUCCACAAACUAUAUCAGAGCCAAGCAGUAUCCACAAACUAUACCAGAGCCAAGCAGUAUCCACAAACUAUAUCAGAGCCACGCAGUAUCCACAAACUAUAUCAGAGCCACGCAGUAUCCACAAACUAUAUCAGAUCAAUGCAGUAUCCACAAACUAUACCAGAGCAAAGCAGUAUCCACGACAAAACAAUGACAAGAGGUGUAAAAAGCUCCAAGAGUUUAUGGUUGUAAAUAGACGUUGUUCGUGUCAUGGAGUUAACUCAUGUGGAGAGCUUUUCCUUGUGGUGUCAACAACAACUGAGCACUUUACUGUAUUAUAUUUAAAUGAUAGCACUAUCUUUACUGUCAGUAUAUGUAUAGGUAGGGUGUGCGCGUAUAUAAAUAUAUAUAUAUAUAAAUAUAUAUAUAUAUAUAAUAUUAUAUAUGUAUAUCUAUAUAAUCUUAAAUUAAAGAUAAGUUUCCCACCUUUUUGAUUAGCCAGUGGUUAGAACGGCUAGACCUUUCUUUACGUAUUACUUAAACAUCUCUGCCUUCCCAGGUGCUGUUGCCGCCUACAACUUUGGCACUAAAAACGUCCAGACGUGGGGCGGUGUUGACGUCGGCACAACUCAAGGGGACUACAGCAAUGACAUCAUUGCAAGAGCCAAGUGGCUCCUCGCCAAUGGAUGGAACUAGAUUUUUUUUUCCUCCUCUGGUGGCGGCUCAAUGGAUGAUUGCAGCCAUGCUUGAUCCUGACAUCUACUAAUAAAGAAAUAUAAUGUCGUCUGGUUGCUUCCUUGUGAAUAAAAUUAUAAUUUUUGCAUAACAGAACAUUUUUAACGUUUCUGACUCGUACAAAACAACACAUUAUCCGAACAUAGUAUUUUACAGAGAUAGACUAAUAGUUAGUGUGAUGCUGCGAUGGUCUGGUUUGACCUCACAGUAGAGUCCGACCGAAAAUGAUUUUCUGAUUUCGACCGAAGCCGAAACUAGGCCGAAGGUUAAAAAUUACUUUUUUCCGAAACCAAAAUAUUUAUAUAUUUUGAAAUCGUUCAUGUAUAGAUUCUUCAUACAUCGAUGGGGGAAAAUAUCAAUAUACUAAUUCUUUUUAUAAAUGAUGAAAUCAUCGUGAAUAUUAAUAAAUAAACAUCUAAUGAUUACUAUAGCUUUUACCGUUUACAUUUAAAAGUAAUUUAAAUUUCUUUAAAAUGUUUCUUUAAAGUAGGGGGGGGGGCACUUUAGACCGGAAACGGGGGAGGAGAGUGGCAAAUUCAUGAAAACUAGACCCUCGAGUGCCCUUUGCCUUUAAGACUAUAGUGACAACCUAGAAGAUAUUCUCAUUCUGAUUCUGAUAGACUACGUUUCUGCAACCAAGUACGGGCAUAUGUGCAUAUACCUGAUAAUACCUACAAUAACUAUUUUGGCUCUAAAAGUGUAAUUAGUCAACAAAAUAUCAUUUAUUAAGGCUAUAAUAAUAUCAUCACAAUGUUUCGCGCUAAUAGUCAAACUAUUGCUUUGUGUUUUCAUAAAUAGCGGGCAAGAUAUCCCUGUAUUAACAUUUAGCCUAGUACUAGUCUUUCCGUGCUGGUGACGCAAUUAUUUCGUUCGGCAACCAACCUCCCUCACCCCCAUUGGAGGGGGAAUUUUUUUAAAACAGGGUCUCUUAAAAUCGUUGUUCUGAAGAGUCUUGACGGAGAUUCGCAAACGACAUGUACAUUGUCGCCAAUAUCAUGAAAGUAAAAUACGAACUCGUGAUACAUGUUAUUUCAUCAAUGACAAGGUUGAUGACCAUGAUUAUGAUGAAUUUCAAGAAAUGGUUGUUUGAAAAAGCAUAAGUUUCCUUAAUUAAAAAAAAAAAUGAAAUAAUAAUAUUGGUAAUAUUACCAUUCACUAGGAUUAUUCAAUAGUAUUUACCUUUGCCUAAGACAACAUUGAUGAGCAUGAUAAUGAUAAACC
This is a messenger RNA of Lymnaea stagnalis (great pond snail), 5236 nucleotides long. The record is from the annotation of a GenBank genome assembly. Lineage: Eukaryota; Metazoa; Mollusca; Gastropoda; Lymnaeidae.